Molecule: messenger RNA, 513 nt
Organism: Chlorella variabilis
Lineage: Eukaryota; Viridiplantae; Chlorophyta; Trebouxiophyceae; Chlorellales; Chlorellaceae
Exons: 7
Cellular component (GO): mitochondrion
Molecular function (GO): 3'-5'-RNA exonuclease activity; nucleic acid binding
Source: RefSeq, a predicted model, not a curated record
GGCGGCGGCAUGAAGCAGCCCUUGAUUUGGAUCGACCUGGAGAUGACAGGACUGGAUGUGGAGUCGGACCAAAUCUUGCAGAUUGCCGUGAUUUGCACAGAUGGGGCGAUGGAGGAGGUAGUGGAGGGUCCAGAGCUAGCCAUCCACCAGCCAGAGGAGGUGCUGCAGACCAUGAAUGAGUGGUGUGUGGAGCAGCAUGGCAAGUCUGGGCUCACGCAGGCAUGCCGCGACAGCACCACAUCGCUGGCAGAAGCAGAGCAGCAGGUGCUAGAGUUUAUUGCGGGGAACAGCGUGCAUGUGGACCUGGCUUUCAUGCGCAAGCACAUGCCGCGCCUGGUGGACCACCUGAGCUAUAGGAUUGUGGAUGUCAGCACGGUUGGGGAGCUGUGCCGCCGCUGGUUCCCGCGGGAGCACAUGCGCGCCCCAAAGAAGAAGAACACCCACACCGCGCUGUCAGACAUCCGUGAGUCGAUUACUCAGCUCCUAUACUACCGCCGAUCCAUAUUCAAGAAA